This is a messenger RNA of Pneumocystis murina B123, 1321 nucleotides long. RefSeq lists its product as hypothetical. Gene Ontology annotation, molecular function: lipid binding; protein binding. Gene Ontology annotation, cellular component: mating projection tip; Rvs161p-Rvs167p complex; actin cortical patch. The coding region runs from base 65 to 1321 and encodes 418 amino acids. NCBI's taxonomy places the organism in Eukaryota, Fungi, Ascomycota, Pneumocystomycetes, Pneumocystales, Pneumocystaceae. The record is from RefSeq and is a predicted model, not a curated record. Gene Ontology annotation, biological process: endocytosis; actin cortical patch localization; plasma membrane tubulation. The transcript has 8 exons.
UUUAAAAUAAAAUAUUUAAAGAACAUAAGGUUUCUUAUUAAAUAAAUACAUUAUUUUGUUUAAAAUGAGCUGGAAAGGGUUUCAAAAAGCUGUAGUAAGGGCGCCUCAACAAUUUAAGGGGAAGCUUAAUAUUGGAGAAAAUACAGUGGAUGCAGCUUAUACAGAUGUUGAGACUCAGUUUAAGGAACUUGAACAAAAAUUAAGAAAAUUGUUCAAUAAUACCAAAAAAUAUGUUCAAUCAAUAACAGACAUUUUGAAUUAUCAAAUGGAAUUUGCUGGGAUUAUCGAAGAAAUUUAUAAACCGAUUACAGGAAAAGCUACAGAAGUUGAAAAUAAAUCACAUGAAGAAUGUAGCGAAGCUGUUGAAGCCUGUCAAAAAUAUCAAACUAUUGUUAAAGAACUUCAAGAGACGCUUACUCCAGAACUGGAAAUGAUUGAAUCAAGAAUCAUUGGUCCUACUAAUGAAUUAUUAUCUAUUAUUUCUUCUAUUCAUAAAAUAACGGAGAAACGAGAACGAAAACGUUUGGAUUAUGACCGUCACAGAUCUAAUUUAAAGAAACUUCAAGACAAAAAAGAAAAAACCUUAAAAGAUGAAAGGGCUCUUUAUAGCGCAGAAAAUGUUGUUGAACAUAGUACACAAGAGUUUGAAUAUUAUAAUACUUUAUUAAAAGAAGAACUUCCUAUACUUUUUGAUUUAGAAACUAAUUUUAUUCAACCAUUAUUUCAAAAUUUUUAUUAUAUACAACUCAAUAUAUAUUAUACUCUUUAUGAAAAAAUGAAGCGUAUUGAUAUUGGAUAUUUUGAUCUAAAUACAGAAAUUGUUGAGGGAUUUGAACUGAAACGGAACAAUAUUCAAGAAAUAACAGAAGGCCUUGGUAUUGUAAAAUUUACUAUGUCUCGGAGAUCUCGAUGUAUCUCUGAAUUUGACAAUUCUAAACCAACUAAAUUAUCUCCUACAUUAUCUCAUUUAGAAUCAAAUACGCAAUCGGAAGAGUUGCCUUCUUAUUACGAAGUACAGAAUUUACGAAGCUAUCAGUCAAAUUGUGGAAAUAACAUUGGAGAAAGUAGUAAUGUUAAUAAUAAGUAUUCUAAUAUCAAAAAGAUGCCACCUCCUCUUCCAAGCAAACCAACUGUAUUAAAAGGGAGACAAUGUGCAGUGGCGUUGUAUGACUACGAAGCACAGGUGGAAGGCGAUCUUUCUUUUAAAGUAGGAGAUAGAAUUGAAAUAAUAAAGAGGACAGAGAACAAAAAUGAUUGGUGGACUGGGAAAUUAAAUGGAGUUCAGGGAAUAUUUCCAGGAAAUUAUACAGUAUUGGAGUAG